AUGUUGUGUUCUGAAACUAUUGAUUUGUCUGAUGUUCCUUCCUCUGUGUGGGCUUCAUCUAAGCUAGAUGUAGGAUUUGUCAACUGCACCCCUUACAAAGCCAAACUAAAACCAGAUGUAACUCCUAUCUACCUUAAACAGUACCCCCUGUCAGAAGCCAAGGCUGAGGGAGUUCGCCCCAUGAUCCAAUCUUUUCUAGAGCAGGGAAUACUAAAGCCAUUAGUUUCCCCAUAUAACACACCUAUUAAUCCAGUUCCUAAAGGUAAUGGUUAGCACUUAGUUCAGGACUUUAGAGCCCUGAAUAGUUUAAUUGUGCCCAUUGCACCCAUUGUCCCUGAUGUGACAUCCCUCAUUACAGCCAUUCCACAUGAUGCCACUUGCUUCACUGUCAUUGAUUUAAGUAAUGCAUUUUUUGUGGAUUCCCCAGCCAUUUUUUCUAUACCUAUUGAUCAAGAGACACAGCUACAUAUGGCUUUUACUUUUGAAGGCUGUCAGUAUACCUGGACAUGCUUACCCCAAGGCUAUGUGGAUUCCCCAGCCGUUUAUUCGCUGGUACUCCAACAUACUCUAAAAACAUGGACCCCCGGUCAUGGUUCCGUCCUUUUGCAAUAUGUUGAUUGUGACGAGAGCAAUCUCGCCACAUUGCAUUGGAGAAGCCUGGUUGCCCGCCUGCUGCCUUUAGACUAUGGCCCCAUGUUGAAACGCUUGAUUUUCCCCUGCAGAGACACGAAAGCCGGGUCAUUCCCUGUUUGAGCGGUGAUACCCCAGAUAGCUAUGCCAUGGAGCCCAUUCGUAUAAUGAAAGACUAUGGGAAAGACUUUGGCUCCAUGGCAAUUGAACUGUAUGUGUGUGCUCUGAGCGCCAUUCAGUAAUAAUGUGCGCUCAGAUCUGAGCUAUCUGGGGAUAUGUUGAAUGUACCUGUUUUGUGCAAUGGCUGCACAGUUAUAUUUUUUUAUGUGUUUUAUUGUCUUUUGCUGCCAUGUGUUCAAUGGAGUUUUGCCUCUGUCCUUUGAGAUAAUUGGAUUACUUCCCAAUUAUCACCAGGAUAGAAGACUCUGUGGAACUGGUUUUGGGCAGAAAAGCCAUGCUUCCUUUGGUCACAAAGGACUACGAUCUAUCUUUUGAACCACUGGACCAAUUUGGAUGAUUUUGAUAUAUGUUUGUAUUUGGAGUAUGCUGAUUCUGAGAAUGUAGUUUUAUGUGAAUGUGAUGCAUACUUUUCAAGUUAUGAAUAAUGUGGAAACAUUUUUAUUUCUCUGCUUGUGCUAAUUACAUUACCCAUUGUGUAAGGUAAUUGUAUCACCGGCAGAGGGGAGGAUUUUGUGUGGGAGUGUCUGAGUGUAUUGUAUGUGUUCCAAAACCCUGUGUGUGGUACUAAUGUGUAAGAAUGUGUACAUAAGAACAAUAAACCCACAGCUCUGUCUGUUCACUGCUUGACCCUCAACACGGAGCUUUGUCUCGUUCUUGGGGGGAUUUAUUGUACGCUGUUCCAGUUUGACUGCUAGGAGUGUAAACCUAUUCGCAUGGUUUUUCCUAUUCGGCUGUUUACAGCAUUUGUAUGGUUUCCUGUUCGGCGGAUUGGUGUUCUGCAGUAGCUGUGUCUGUGUCUCUGGAAGGGAAGAUCUACUAAACGGCGGUUUAACCCUUUUAUGCUGAGGGUGCCGUUACAUUGAUGAUUUGUUGUUAUGUAGCCCUAGCUAUGAGGCAAGCACUGUGGAUACUGUCAGUUUGUUCAAAUACUUAGCAACUGUGGGUCACAAGGUUGCAAAACACAAAAUGCAAUUGUGUAAAUCAAAGCUUGAUUACUUAGGUUUUGUUCUGGCUUCAGGCACCAGACAAUUGAGUCCAAAACGUAUUGAGAUCAUUCAUAGGAUUCCUAAACUCACUACUCGGAAGGAGUUGCCCACCUUCCUCGGCAUGAUUAAUUACUGCCGCCAACGGAUCCCUGAAUUCUCCCAUUAUGACUCAAUCCUAAGGGAGGCUGUACGUUCUGACAGCCAUGAAAAUGUCUUCUGGUCACCAGACAUGCUAGCUGCGUAUAAUGCCCUCAAAGUUGCUAUUGUGCAAGCCCUAGCUUUAGGACUACCUGUGUAUUGUAAACCAUUUCAUUUGUAUGCUCGGGACAACUGUAAAACCAUGGCCGCGGUCUGUGCACAAGAGCACGGAGGCGGUAUGCGUCCCAUAGCAUUCUUUUCCAAAGUAGUUCCAGCUCCGGUACAGGGUAUGCCGGCGUGUCUCAGAGCAGUGGCAGCAUGGGAUUACAGCAGAACCAUUGGGUAGGGCACACUAGGCCAUCCUACAAUACUCCAUACCAGUCACCAGGUCACUCAGCUUAUAAAAAAAUCUCACCACACAACACAUGACAGCUCAGCGCUUAAGUGGUUAUGAGAUUCUUCUUCUUAAUACACAGAAUCUGUCUAUUGUCUAUAGUCCUGUUAAUUCUGGUCCUAUGUCUGUUUUGCAUGCUAUUCUCACUUCUGCAUCUGACUCUGUGUCUAUACCAUCUGAGCCUCAUAAUUGCAUUGAACAAAUACAUAUUGCCACAUCUCCCAGAGCAGACCUCUCCUCCACAGCAUUCAGUGGCCCGAGUAUGACCACUGUCUUUGUGGAUGACUCUUGUUCCAGACCAAAUGACGGUACGUACCUCACAGGCUAUGCCGUGGUACAGCUACCUGAUAAAAUCAUUGAAGCUAACACUAUUUUCCAGCCAUCUGCACAAGCUGCAGAACUCAUUGCUCUCACACGUGCCUGUCAGCUUUUCUCAGGACAGCGACUGAACAUUUACACAGACUCACGAUAUGCUCAUGGGGUAGUGCAUGAUUUUGGUGUGAUUUGGAAACAAAGAGGCUUUGUAGGAGUUGAUGGAAAAGCCAUUUCACACACAAAUCUCAUCCAAUCACUCCUAGAUGCUAUCCUACUCCCAUCAGAAGUAGCUGUUAUCCAAAGCACACACUCUGGGUAG
Pelobates cultripes (western spadefoot toad) is the source of this 2962-nucleotide messenger RNA. The record is from the annotation of a GenBank genome assembly. NCBI's taxonomy places the organism in Eukaryota, Metazoa, Chordata, Amphibia, Anura, Pelobatidae.